This is a messenger RNA of Schizophyllum commune H4-8, 2045 nucleotides long. RefSeq names its product tubulin nucleotide-binding domain-like protein. Lineage: Eukaryota; Fungi; Basidiomycota; Agaricomycetes; Agaricales; Schizophyllaceae. Gene Ontology annotation, biological process: mitochondrion distribution. The coding region runs from base 24 to 1586 and encodes 520 amino acids. The record is from RefSeq and is a predicted model, not a curated record. The transcript is spliced from 11 exons. Gene Ontology annotation, cellular component: cytoplasm.
CAAACAUCCAUCCUCCGACCGCCAUGAGGGAGAUCGUGUACAUCCAGUCCGGAAAUCUAGCCAAUUACGUUGGAUCACACUUCUGGAACACACAGGAAUGCUACCUGACGGACGAAGACGAGACCCCCUACGACCGACGUAUGUCCUUCAGGGAAUCCCUGGCAGACAGCGGUAAAGGCGCGAUCUGCUACAGCCCUAGGGCUCUCAUCUUUGACCACAAGUCCAACUUUGGGACAUUUGCCAAGUCGAACAUCCUGUCAUCCACGGAGAACGACCAGUCUCCCGAUACGGCAGCUGUGGCGUCACUCUGGAAAGGUGCCGUCGAUGAGCAGCAAAGCGACCCGAUCCCCAAGAGUGACUACCACGCAAAGCUCGAAAGAGACGAUGCAAAUCCAGACGCCGCGUCUCCGCGCGUUCAGAGCGGCGCCAGCGUGCGAUACUGGGCGGACUUCAGCCGUCUCUACUUCGGUGCCCAUUCAUUCCAAGCAGUCCCUGACAGCUAUACUAGCGGUCGAAGCGGAGACGGCGAUUGGGGUACAAGCAGAGAUACCUUUGCACGAUUCAACGAAGAAACAGACGUGACCGACACCGCCGUACGCGUCCUCUUCGAAGAAUGUGACAAUCCGCAGGGAUUCCAGAUGACAACGGACGUCUGCCGAUUCGGGGCAUUCGCCCAUGGGCUCGUGGAGACCUUGCGCGACGAGUACCCGAAGUUGCCCGUGCUGGAUUUUGCUUUACUCUCGAGCGCAGUUCCUGCGGAUGUCGACGUGGACGAUACCGCGGGUACGCGCAGAGCGAUCAACGAUGCGUUGUACUUGCGCGAGAUGGGUGAGGUAGCCUCAGGGAUAGUUCCCAUUCAAAAUCCGGCCGCAUGGAAGGGCUGGGCGAGCCCCGGUGUCUCCGCCGAUCUGAGCUUGGUUUACCAUUCAUCCGCCAUCGUCUCCGCUCAUGUCGAGAGCAUCACCCUUCCCAUGCGACAGCGCAACUUGAAUUCAGACCUCUCGUCGUUGAUCGCCAGCCUCAGUUGGCGUGGCCAUACGACUUUCGCUCAGCUCGGUGGGAUUCUCCCUGCAACAGGUGCCGAGGAUUGGGCGAAGGCCACAUACAACUUCCCCUUGGGGGGACGGUCGGAUAGAAAAAAGGCCGAUACCUACUCCCGAGUUGAUGUCCUCCGAGGCUUCAAUGACGCUUCGCUUGCCAAGUAUGAAGACUGGUCUUCGCGGUUCACAUCCGCUCAAUCGGUGGUCAAUAGGUACCAAGCUGCCGGGUACCCUUUGCCAUCAUCCUUCCCUCCGAUCUUCGAUGCCCGACUCCUCGAGAACCCCGCGGUUGACGACAUUCACUCAGUCUCUGUCACGUCCUGCCUAUCUUUCCUCACCACAUCCAGCGCGAUGGCGGGGCUCUUCUCUAAAUACGCAACUUUCCUGGAACGAUUGCGAAGACGACCGACCGUUGCAAGCUCUAUCGAUUUUUUGGAGGCUGACGACUGGCGCGAGCUUACGAACGAUUUUUGGACGAUGCACGACAACUAUGACAACGGGGCCUCUGACGGGGAAAUCGACGAGCUAGGCGAAGACGAAGGAUAGCAAAACAGAAACGAGGGUCACCCGAAAUUACAAGCUUACAGCCUGUCUCUCUUUGGUCAAUUAUGCACGCUGAUGUUAUCUCUCGCGCAUGCAACUCCGAUUGAUAGUCCUGUCCAAUUUUACCGGCCUUCGCGGGAUGGAGCUUUGCUGCGAGGCACUCCGCGUUUCCAUGACGUGAAAGCCACAGGGCGCUCGUCAAGCCUGCCGUGGACCUGGUGGGGAUCGCUGCGCAGCGUCACUGUCAGUCCAUGUCAUUGUCAAGGUUCCUGGUCCUCACCAACACCAUGCGCCCUCACUGUGCUCUAUGGCAGCCAAGCAAAUUCGCCAUGCUGGUGCAAACAGAAUCCGACCGGGCAUGUUGAAGACUUCGGCGUAACUUGUCCACAUAUUUGCCCCAUUUUCCGGGAAUAUGCCUGCAAUACAGCCCUAGACAACGCGAGUUCAGGUGUAAUUUGAAAG